GCUGUCGCCUGACCGGAUGGUGACAGGACUUUUAGUCUAAUGUGGGCACUUUUGUGUUGUAGUCCUCAGUUUGUUUCUUCGGUCCUGCUCGGACAGUUGUCCGGACUCUUGGCUCUUCGCUCCUUUGUGUUUUAAUGAAGUAAACUCACACAGACUGUGACAGACUACAGUGCCAUCUGGGAACUUUUGGUUUGCUUUAAGAGCGACACUUUAGCGCUUAUUUGACAAGGGAGGGGAUCAGGAGAGACCCCGCUGGCCUGACAGAGGUGCCACGAUGGGAAACCGGGGGAUGGAAGACCUCAUUCCCCUCAUUAACAAGCUCCAGGACGCCUUCAGCUCCAUCGGCCAGAGCUGCAACUUGGACCUGCCGCAGAUAGCGGUCGUGGGUGGUCAGAGCGCAGGGAAGAGCUCUGUGUUGGAGAAUUUCGUUGGGAGGGACUUUUUGCCCAGAGGGUCUGGCAUUGUCACCCGUCGUCCUCUCAUCCUCCAGCUGGUUAACAAUAAAGCAGAGUAUGCAGAGUUUCUGCACUGUAAGGGCCGCAAGUUUGUGGACUUUGAGGAGGUCCGUCAGGAGAUCGAAGCAGAGACAGACCGUCUCACUGGAUCCAACAAGGGCAUCUCCCCCAUCCCCAUCAACCUCCGUGUCUACUCCCCUAAUGUGCUGAAUCUGACUCUGAUCGACCUGCCGGGGAUGACCAAAGUGGCCGUGGGAGACCAGCCUCCAGACAUUGAGCACCAGAUCAGAGACAUGCUGCUGCAGUUCAUCACCAAGGAGAGCUGCCUGAUCCUGGCCGUCACCCCGGCCAACAUGGACCUGGCCAACUCCGACGCCCUGAAGAUUGCCAAGGAGGUGGAUCCUCAGGGCCUGCGGACCAUCGGUGUGAUCACAAAACUGGACUUGAUGGACGAGGGGACAGAUGCACAAGACAUCUUGGAAAACAAGCUGCUGCCACUCCGCAGAGGUUACAUUGGGGUCGUGAACCGCAGUCAAAAGGACAUAGAUGGAAAGAAAGAUAUUCGUGCUGCUAUGGCUGCUGAGAGGAAGUUCUUCUUGUCCCACCCUGCAUACAGACACAUUGCAGAACGCAUGGGCACACCACACCUGCAGAAGACCCUCAAUCAGCAACUUACCAACCACAUCCGCGACACAUUGCCAGGGUUACGCAGUAAACUGCAAAGCCAGUUGUUAUCACUGGAGAAGGAAGUAGAGGAGUACAAGAACUUCCGCCCUGACGACCCUGCUCGCAAGACCAAAGCCUUGCUUCAGAUGGUGCAGCAGUUUGGUGUGGACUUUGAGAAGUGCAUUGAAGGGUCUGGGGACCAGGUGGACACCUCCAACUUGUCUGGUGGAGCAAAGAUAAACCGCAUUUUUCAUGAGCGCUUUCCCUUUGAACUGGUGAAGAUGGAGUUUGAUGAGAAGGAGCUGAGGAAAGAGAUCAGUUAUGCCAUCAAAAACAUCCAUGGCGUGAGGACAGGCCUGUUCACCCCUGACUUGGCAUUUGAAGCAAUAGUGAAAAAUCAGGUCAUUAAGCUGAAAGACCCCUGUCUGAAAUGCAUUGACCUCGUCGUUACCGAGCUUGUCGCCCUGAUCAGGAAGUGCACUGAAAAGCUGGGUUCGUACCCUAGACUGAGAGACGAGACAGAGCGAAUUGUCACCACCUACGUCAGAGAGAGAGAGGGCAAGACCAAAGACCAGGUGCUGCUGUUGAUCGACAUUGAGCUCUCCUACAUCAACACUAACCAUGAGGACUUCAUUGGAUUUGCCAACGCCCAACAAAGGACUGCUGCUAAUGUUACCAAGAAGAGAGUUAUGCCCAAUCAGGUGAUCCGCAGAGGCUGGCUCACCAUCAACAUCAGUAUCAUGAAGGGAGGAUCCAAGGACUACUGGUUUGUCCUGACUGCCGAGUCUCUCUCCUGGUACAAAGAUGAAGAGGAGAAGGAGAAGAAGUACAUGCUACCUCUGGACAACCUGAAGCUGAGAGAUGUGGAGAAAGGCUUCAUGUCCAGCAAACAUGUCUUUGCCAUCUUCAACACUGAGCAGAGGAAUGUGUAUAAAGACCUGCGACAGAUUGAGCUGGCAUGUGACAGUCAGGAGGAUGUCGACAGUUGGAAGGCUUCGUUCCUGAGAGCUGGUGUUUACCCAGAGAAAGAUCAGCCUGAGAACGACGAUGCGAUGAAUCCUACUGACACCCUGUCCAUGGACCCUCAGCUGGAACGGCAGGUGGAGACCAUCCGCAACCUCGUGGACUCCUAUAUUGGCAUCGUCAACAAGUCCAUCAGAGACCUCAUGCCCAAAACCAUCAUGCACCUCAUGAUCAACAGCGCGAAGGACUUUAUUCACUCCGAGCUGCUGGCCUACCUGUACUCGGCCGGGGACCAGGGCAGUUUGAUGGAGGAGUCGGCAGAACAGGCUCAGAGGAGAGAUGAGAUGCUGAGGAUGUACCACGCGCUGAAAGAGGCCCUGGUGAUCAUUGGAGACAUCAGCACCACCACCAUUUCUACGCCGGUGCCUCCACCAGUAGAUGACACCUGGAUAGCCAAGGACCCAAGCCCUCCACCAGCAUCUCGCCCUGCCUCAGCAUUCGUGCCCCCUCCCAGUCGACCCCCAGCAGUGAGGGGGCCGACCCCCGGUCCUCCACCACCCCUCAGCACCUCUCCAGCUUUCGGAGUACCACCCGUGCCCUCUCGACCCCCGCCAGGCCAAACAGCGUACGCAGCCGAUCCCAAUUCUGGAGGCGUGCCUCUUAUUCCAUCAAGGCCGGCCCGGGUGCCUCCUGCGCUGCCGCCGGGGAUUCCCAGCAGAAGACCCCCGGCUGCUCCCAACCGGCCCACUAUCAUACGUCCUUCAGAGCCCUCCCUGCUUGACUAGAAACGCAUUCGCAAGCACGUUUUCUUCUUGUUUACACUUUGUCCUACUGUAACUGGGAAUCGGAUGCUGUGUCAGUCUGUGCAUUUCAGAAGCAUUAUGUAUGUACUUUUGACUUUAUGAACUUGUCUGCUUUCAGCAUUAUAAAAGGGAUGGUUUUAUUGACUUGUCACCUUAGAUUUUGCUUGUUUCAUUUGAAAUGAAAUGUGCCUCAAAACAAUUUAUGAUUCAACUUUUUAUAUAACGCUAAGGAGUUGUAUAUCUGCUAAUGUUUUGUCAGUAAUCUUACACACUAAGCACCUCAUUAAGUAAAAAGCACUUUUUGAUAAAGUCCUUUUCCUCCUCAGUUUUGGUCAAUUCAGUCAACCUUCAGAUGAGCUUAUUAAAGUUUAGACUGACCAGUGGAAUUUGAGUGCUUCAACAUUUUUUUUGCCAAUUAUUGUGUUGCAAGGAUUUUCAAGUACAGUUAGGCAUUAGUACUUCUCUUCUAUGGACCAAUUAACCAUGAGACAUAGGAGGAAGAAGGUUGGGGGGAGACACUGCAGCAGCUGGAUGUCUUCUGGUGUGUUACUGACAAUAAUACAGUAAUGAGGUAAGACUGACCUUGCACAUCCAUGCGUCCUCUGACAGUUUCCUCCCACAACUGCUCAUCCUCAGUGAGAAAAGAAGUGCCUUGGCAAAGAUGAUUUUCUAAUUCCUUCAUAAAUCACUAUCGUCACAAGCCAUAAUGAAAACAAAGAUCAUGUAAGAACAAGGGCCUCUCUUUCAGAAGGUGUAGAAAGCAAUAGAUUGAAUAAAAGAACAGAAAAAAGAAGGCAUGGUGGCUGUUGGUUCUUUCUGUUGUUAGACAUGCUUUGCUUCAUUUCUUUCUCAGGUUUGUCUUGUUUUAUCAUUCAUGCAAAGUGCUGUUUUCACAAACUGAACAUGCAGUACAUGCUUCCUGUCACAACAGAGUCCAGGUCAAAACCGUCUCCAGAAGUUUUUGCUUUUCUGUAUGCAGCCUUGCAUGACCUUCCUUCCUUACUGUAUGAUGGAGCUAUAGGUCGCCAUGGUAACUGUGGUUGUCAGUGGCAACAUAGUAACAAUAGCGUUGCAUAUUGUUCGUGGGCCGGUUGAGCUGCAUGGGAAUCAGCAAAUGUUUCUGCUGAUCUUUUCCUCCUCCGCUCUGGCCGUCAGCUGUGCGCUACUGAUCUAUGUUGUCAAAAACUUACUAGAAGUCUUAUUGUGGUCUUCUCACACAGGCGACCUCCUUCCCGUCCCAGCCACUGGUGAAGGGAACACGUGCUGUAUGUUUCCCACUAACUCUGUAACCCCUCAGUGACUCAGCCAGCAGAUGCUGGAAGAAUCUGCUCUGCCUGGUGCCGUGCCAGUUUCUCUUCUCUAAAGCUGUUUCCUGUGUAAACUUUAGAAUCUGUUGAUGCUUUAUUGUUUGACAUUGAAGGAGGAGAAUGAUGCAAAAAUAAUGGACAUACAUUUUGAGGGUAGUUGUAGUCAAAUGUUGGGGUUGUCUUAGUCCACAAUGAAAA
This is a messenger RNA of Monopterus albus (swamp eel), 4392 nucleotides long. Its product is annotated as dynamin-2-like. Gene Ontology annotation, cellular component: microtubule; synapse; cytoplasm. Gene Ontology annotation, biological process: synaptic vesicle budding from presynaptic endocytic zone membrane; receptor internalization. Gene Ontology annotation, molecular function: microtubule binding; GTPase activity; GTP binding. The record is from RefSeq and is a predicted model, not a curated record. The coding region runs from base 275 to 2869 and encodes 864 amino acids. The transcript has 20 exons. Lineage: Eukaryota; Metazoa; Chordata; Actinopteri; Synbranchiformes; Synbranchidae.